This is a messenger RNA of Lobosporangium transversale, 2785 nucleotides long. RefSeq names its product chitin synthase 1. Gene Ontology annotation, molecular function: chitin synthase activity. The transcript is spliced from 7 exons. NCBI's taxonomy places the organism in Eukaryota, Fungi, Mortierellomycota, Mortierellomycetes, Mortierellales, Mortierellaceae. The record is from RefSeq and is a predicted model, not a curated record. The coding region runs from base 165 to 2654 and encodes 829 amino acids. Gene Ontology annotation, cellular component: cell septum; cell periphery.
UUUUUUUUUUCUUCACACAUUCACUUUUGAAUCUCUCUUUAUUUUACUUCUUUCUUUUUUUUGUUUAAUCCCGAACACUCCAAGCACGGCUUGAUAUCGGGCUCCUUCAGGAACAAGCUCAGAACACAGCAAAGACAGGAAAAAGAAAAGCUCUCUCUUCUACCAUGGCUCACUAUAUGCCACUGCAGGAUUUAAACGUACCGCCAGAGCAGCGGCACGGAUACGCUAAUCCUGCAUACCCUGCAGGGCCUGGCCAUGGAGGCACAACACCUGGGCUUCAUCAUACUGUACCUGUACCCUAUCAUUCUUCAAACUUGGAGACGCCAUUCUUACCUCAUACCGCCAUUCCUAUGCCUGGACAACUGCCACAUCAAUCCACAAUCCGAUAUGGUGAAGUGCCUGAACGCCAAGAGCGCCGCUACAAGACUAAAAAGAAUGUGCAGCUCACGGAUGGAAACCUGAUUUUGGAUUGUCCGGUUCCUACACACUAUCUCCAACAUCAACGUCAGCAGAAAGGAGAAGAGUGGGAAUUUAUGAGAUACAGCGCUGUUACAUGCGAUCCUAAUGAGUUUAAAAACGAAAACUAUACCCUUCGCCCUGCAAUGUGGAAUCGUGAAACAGAAUUGUUUAUUGUAGUGACCAUGUAUAACGAAGAUGCAAAUCUAUUUGCACAAACUAUGCAUGGAAUCAUCAAAAACAUUCGCCACCUGGUAUCAAGGACAAACUCCAAGACCUGGGGUGAAGGCGCUUGGGAAAAGGUUGUAGUCUGUAUUGUCGCUGAUGGUCGCAAGAAAUGUAACGAAAAAGUUUACAACUAUUUGUCGGCAAUGGGUGUCUAUCAGGAGGGUAUUGCCAAACGUGAAGUUAAUGGAAAGGAAGUCGAAGCACAUAUCUUUGAGUAUACCACACAGGUGACAAUCGAUCCAAGCAUGAAGAUUGUCGAGUCCAAGACAAGUGAUUAUGCGCCUGUGCAGAUUAUGUUCUGUCUUAAAGAGAAAAAUGCAAAAAAACUCAACUCCCAUCGCUGGUUUUUCAAUGCAUUUGGCCCAGUCAUCAACCCGCGUGUCUGUGUUUUGUUGGAUGUGGGAACUCGACCAGGACCGACUUCAAUAUAUCAACUCUGGAAAGUAUUCGACCUUAAUUCAAAUGUGGCUGGAGCGUGUGGGGAAAUCAAGCCUGUCAAGGGUCCCGCUGCCAAGAACUUACUGAAUCCACUAGUGGCAGCUCAAAACUUUGAGUAUAAAAUGAACAACAUUCUCGACAAACCAUUAGAAUCAGUCAUUGGAUAUAUUCAGGUACUUCCUGGAGCUUUCUCAGCCUAUAGGUACAAGGCUCUCCUGGCUCCACCGGAGACUCCCAACGAAGGGCCUCUUGUCAGCUACUUUAAAGGCGAGAAACCAUCUGCAGAUUCUGGAAUCUUUGAUGCAAAUAUGUACCUUGCCGAGGAUCGAAUCCUCUGUUUUGAGUUGGUAGCCAAAGCAAACUAUGCAUGGACACUACGAUACGUUAAAUCUGCAUGGGCAGAGACCGACGUCCCCGAUACUGUUCCUGAGUUGAUUAGUCAGCGCCGUCGAUGGCUGAACGGAACAUUUUUUGUGGCAUUGUUUUCGAUUUUUCACUUUACAAAGAUUUACAGGAGUGAUCAUGCGGCCUGGAGAAAAGUUUUAUUUAAUUUGCAGCUUGUAUAUAACGUCCUGAGCAUCACAUUCAGCUGGUUUGCGAUUGCCAAUAUCUACUUAACCUUUUACAUCCUAUCCAACUCACUUACCGUGCCCGAAAACAGCCCAUUUGGUGAUAAUGGUGUAGCCAAGGGGCUGUUUGUUUUCCUAAAAUACGUCUACGAGUUCUUGGUUAUUGCUAUGUUUGUUCUGAGUAUGGGAAAUCGACCCACGGGCUCAAAAAUCUUGUAUACUGGGGCUAUGGUUUUUUUCGCUUUCUUGAUGAUUUAUAUGACCUUUUGUGCUAUCUGGCUCACAAGACUUGGAAUCCAGCGUGCGGUAGAAGCAGGGGCAACGAGUUUUUCGGCAAUGAUGGGAGAUUCGACAUUUAGGACCGUUAUUUUGUCGCUGCUAUCAACAUAUGGAUUAUAUCUCUUUAGUUCGAUCAUCUACUUUGAUCCUUGGCACAUGGUGACAAGUUUUGCGCAAUAUUUAUGUAUGAUGCCGAGCUAUGUGAACGUUCUCAAUGUUUAUGCAUUCUGUAACACACACGAUGUCAGCUGGGGAACCAAGGGUGAUACAAUUGAAAAGAUGGAUCUUGGAGUGGUCAAGGCUUCAUCGGAUGCCAAGACUGCAGAGGUGACAGUAGCGGUUCCAGUUGAGGAGAAGGAUAUCAAUGAAAAUUAUCAACUCGCAUUGGAUUCCCUUCUUGAGCGAGUAGAAGAGGCACCACAGAAGCGUGAUGCGAAGACUAAACAGGAGGACUACUACAAGGCAUUCCGUACCAGGCUGGUGGUACUGUGGUGCGCUACAAACGCUAUUUUAGCAGGGGCGAUCACGUAUGGAGGAGAUGAGAGGUCGGAAGGAUAUGAUGCACGAUCCAAGAUUUACCUUGGAUUUGUGCUGUGGUCAGUAGCUUUCUUAUCAGCAUUCAGGUUCGUUGGGUGUGUAGUUUACAUUGUCUUGCGACUGAUCUCUGGCGAACUACGUUGGUGAUUAAUUGAGAUAAAAAAAAUAAAAAUAAAAAAAAAGCGGGCGUUUCACUUCACUGUCCAUCAUUCAUUAACACAAGAACACAGGAACACAAGACACAAUUAGCAUAAUUUUAAAAGGAGUGUUGUGACGUG